Messenger RNA from Fonticula alba, 1581 nucleotides. RefSeq lists its product as hypothetical. Bases 104 to 1498 code for a protein of 464 amino acids. The record is from RefSeq and is a predicted model, not a curated record. The transcript is spliced from 6 exons. Lineage: Eukaryota; Rotosphaerida; Fonticulaceae. Gene Ontology annotation, molecular function: protein binding.
UCACGGCCUCCGCAACCACCACCACCCGCUCCUACGCCCCCCCCCCCUUUCCUCUUUCCCCCCUUUCCCGUACUCUCUCCGCCCGCGGCCACGCCUCGACACCAUGCGCCUCACCCUCGCUCGGAUCUCCGAGAUCGCUGGGCAAGAUCCCCGGGAGAUGACCUCCUUCGCCUCGCGUGACAGUGGGAUCACUGAACUGGACGAUCUGAGUCCCUGUGUCAAUAUGGUCCGGAUCGACCUGACCAAGAAUGCCAUCAAAGAUCUUUCUGGGCUGGCACACAACUAUCACCUGUCGGUGAUUUACGCUAGUUUCAACCAGAUUGAGGAUAUGUCCGAUCUGGCGAAGCUGAAGUCCGCCCGCGUCAUUCACCUUGGAGGCAACAACAUUACCACCAUCUCCGGUCUGGAGAACUUGACCGAGCUGCGGGCAUUGGUUCUCAACAACAAUCGCAUUACCCGCGCCGAGGGGUUCGGCCAUCUGCCGCACCUGAACACCAUUGUUCUCUCGCACAACCCACUGAGCAUGCCGCCGGUCAUUCGCUCUUUCCCGAAGACCCUGACCAAGCUGGCCCUCGCCAACACCGGGCUGCGCGCGGUGCCGGAAGACCUGGGCAAGCACCUACCGGAGCUGCAAGAGCUGUCCCUCAAUGGCAACAAGAUUCUGUCGAUCGGUGACGCCCUCACCGGCUGUGGCCGCCUCCGCGUCCUGGAUCUCGGCAACAAUCUCCUUCACACCUUGGAGACACUUGUCUCGCUGAAGGAACUCUCAGCCCUAUCCAACCUCAACAUCCGGGGCAACCCUUUCAAGGAGGCCCCAGAGUCGGAACAGAAGUCAGCCGCCGACGAAGCGACGGAGACCGCGAGUCCUGCGGAGGGCGACGCCGAUGCAUCGGAAACGGCCGACGAGCCGAACACCGCGACCGACACCAAGUCCACCCCCACCCCCACCGCCCUUCCGUGGUAUACGCAGUUUGUCACGGCCAACGUUUGCCCUGGCCUGCGGAUUCUUGACGGGCGUCGCUUCGAUCCGGGCUUCCUGGACCGUCGCCGUAAGCGGACCCUCCUCGCCCAGAAGCGCAAAGACCCGGCCGCCUUCAAGGAGGUGACGAAGAAGCUGGCCAAGCAGGAUGCUGCUCCCGCCGAGGGGGACAACAAGAAGGAGCCUGGGAUGCCGAAGCGGGAUGUCGACCGCGCCGCCGAUCGCCCGGCAUCCAAGGGUGGUCGCUUUGAGGGGAAGCGCUCGCGUGAGCAGGGUGGCCCCUCGGAUCGGCCGGAAAAGCGCUCGCGCUUCCAGCGGCCGGGGCAGCCGCAGCGCCCGCCUCGCUCGGAUGGCGACGAGCAGCCGCCGAAGCCUUCGAAGCCCGCCUUCGGCAAGAGCAAGAUGUUCUCCAGUGAGCCGGUCACCAGCGGGGCCGCUCGUGAGUAUGGCACUCGGCAGCCGAAGCGCCCUCCGUUCCACAAGAAGCCCGGCUCCUUCCAGCCGAAGCGGGCCAACUGAGACCCAUUUUUCGGCGGAAAAAAAGGGAAGAUGCGCCCACGGCCUCUCCUCUUGGCAAGCAAAAUAGACAACACACAUAGCCA